AUGCCCGACGAGUUUAUAAAGAAUGAACUUGAGGAGCAGAGACCGUCGACCCCUCCAUAUUUCCAAACUACUCGUCGGGACGAGUUAAUGUAUCUCCAGCCCAGGAAGAAUACAGUUCUCGUUUCACAUGGUCGACCUCCUUGGUACGGAGAGGAUGGCCAGAGAACGUCGGAUGCGUUCGUAAUCGGGGUAGCAGGUGGGUCUGCGAGCGGCAAGACCCACGUUGCACGGCAGAUUGUUCACAAAUUGGGGUCCAUCCCAACUGUUAUUAUUCUAUCCCAGGACAGUUUCUAUAAAUUCCAUAACGAAGAGGAGCUUGCUUUGGCACACGCCAAUCUGCUUGACUUCGAUCAUCCAGAGGCGAUUGACAUGCCCAUGUUUGCAGCAUGCUUAGCAGAUUUAAAAGCCUGCAAGCAAUCUAAUAUCCCCGUAUACUCAUUUGCGGAGCAUCAACGACUGGAAGAGAAACGAUAUCUUUAUGGCGCAACUAUUAUCAUUGCGGAAGGGAUUAUGGCACUUCAUGAUUCAGCAUUGCGAUCAUUAUAUGAUCUUAAGGUUUUUGUGCAAUGCGACUCUGACCUAAUGCUUGCACGGCGGAUCAAACGCGACGUAAAGGAGCGUGCUCGCAGCGUUGAGGGGAUUCUUGAUCAAUACCUUCGAUACGUGAAGCCCUCGUAUGACAACUUUGUCAGGCCUUCUUCAAGCCAUGCUGACAUAAUAGUUCCUGGGUCGAAUAACGAAGUAGCCAUCGAUCUCAUCUGCACGCACAUCCGCCAACAGCUACAAGAGCGAUCCAACUGCAUGCGGCAAAGGAUGGCCAUCCCACAUCUCUACCUACGCUCCAAGUCCGGCACAUCUUCGCCAGAAAGCAGGCUAGAAGAUUUAAACCUCGCGGUCCUUCCCAAAACGCCACAGCUCGAGGGCAUAUUUACUAUCCUACGGUCCAAAGAAACCAGCCGGCAGGACUUCAUCUUUUUCGUGGAUAGAUUAUCCACGAUUCUUGUUGAAAAUGCGUUGCAACAUUUGCCGUAUCUUCCGAAGACCGUCGUAACUCCUGUGGGCGUGGAAUCACACGGAAUGAAACUUGAUGCAGAUCUGAUUUGCGGGGUCACGAUUAUGCGAUCGGGUGGUGCGCUUGAGCGUGGCUUUAAACGAGUUAUCAAUGACGUCCCAGUCGGCUCCUUGCUCAUCCAAUCCGAUUCAAAGACCGGAGAACCCAUGCUACUGCAAGUCAUGCUCCCCGCUUAUGUCCGCUUGCGCCAUCUCGCGAAAGAUACGUGGGUAUUCUUGCUUGAUGCUCAAAUCGGGACUGGCGCAGCUGCUUUUAUGGCCAUUCGAAUACUUCUGGAUCAUGGGGUACAAGAAAACCACAUCGUCUUCGUCACUUUUAUCGUAGCGCGGGGAGGUGGAAUUUCCGUUUUGCGCCGUGCCUUUCCAGAGGUAAAGGUCUUGUGCGGUGCUGUUGACGAUCGAGUGCAAGAAGGAUGGCUGGAGGGUUAUAAAGGGGAAGGAAAUCCCGAAGGACAGGGCAGGCAAGUGUGGAUCAUGCAGCCUGGGAUGGGGCAGAUUGGGGAUCGUUACUAUCUCUGA
Messenger RNA from Laccaria bicolor S238N-H82, 1590 nucleotides. RefSeq names its product armadillo/beta-catenin/plakoglobin. The transcript has 15 exons. Gene Ontology annotation, molecular function: ATP binding; kinase activity. Bases 1 to 1590 code for a protein of 529 amino acids. Gene Ontology annotation, cellular component: cytoplasm. NCBI's taxonomy places the organism in Eukaryota, Fungi, Basidiomycota, Agaricomycetes, Agaricales, Hydnangiaceae. The record is from RefSeq and is a predicted model, not a curated record.